AUGGUCAACCAACAGCAACAUCAACCUACUGGUCAAAGGAAGGACAUGGUCAACCAACAGCAACACCAACCUACUGGUCAAAGGAAGGACAUGGUCAACAAACAGCAACACCAACCUACUGGUCAAAGGGAGGGCAUGGUCAACCAACAGCAACACCAACCUACUGGUCAAAGGAAGGACAUGGUCAACCAACAGCAACACCAAACUACUGGUCAAAGGAAGGGCAUGGUCAACCAACAGCAACACCAACCUACUGGUCAAAAGAAGGACAUGGUCAACCAUGAGCAACACCAAACUACUGGUCAGAGGAAGGGCAUGGUCAACCAACAGCAACACCAACCUACGGGUCAAAGGAAGGACAUGGUCAACAAACAGCAACACCACCCUACUGGUCAAAGGGAUGACAUGGUCAACCAACAGCAACACCAACCUACUGAUCAAAGGAAGAACAUGGUCAACCAUGAGCAACACCAACCUACUGGUCAAAGGAAGGACACGGUCAACCAACAGCAACACCAACCUACUGGUCAAAGGAAGGACAUGGUCAACCAACAGCAACACCAACCUAUCGGUCAAAGGAAGAACACGGUCAACCAACAGCAACACGAACCUACUGGUCAAAGGAAGGACAUGGUCAACCAACAGCAACACCAACCUACUGGUCAAUGGAAGGACAUGGUCAACCAACAGCAACACCAACCUACUGGUCAAAAGAAGGACAUGGUCAACCAUGAGCAACACCAACCUACUGGUCAAAGGAAGGACAUGGUCAACCAACAGCAACACCAACCUACCGGUCAAAGGAAGAACUCGGUCAACCAACAGCAACACGAACCUACUGGUCAAAGGAAGGACAUGGUCAACCAUGAGCAACACCAACCUACUGGUCAAAGGAAGAACACGGUCAACCAACAGCAACACCAACCUACUGGUCAAAGGAAGGACAUGGUCAACCAACAGCAACACCAACCUACUGGUCAAAGGGAUGACAUGCAUGGUUCAAUUACUUAA
Mizuhopecten yessoensis (Yesso scallop) is the source of this 1011-nucleotide messenger RNA. Its product is annotated as putative mediator of RNA polymerase II transcription subunit 26. The transcript has a single exon. Bases 1 to 1011 code for a protein of 336 amino acids. Lineage: Eukaryota; Metazoa; Mollusca; Bivalvia; Pectinida; Pectinidae. The record is from RefSeq and is a predicted model, not a curated record.